AGUUGCCGCAGCUAGUAGCAAAAAAGAUAUACUGGUUCCUCCACUCGGAUUUGACAAAAAUCUCCCCAAUCCCCUCAACAUGUCUGAGUAUGUCUAAGAACUAAACAUAUCCGCCCUGCCGAAUUGCUCAAUUAAACCGCCAAGAAGAUAACCGUGUCAUAUAUUGCGGACGGGAGGGUGUAAUCAUCUCCCUGCGCUACGAUGGUUGGGUACUCGUGAUCUCACCGCCGCAACGCUAUUGGUCAAUCUACCAAGAUCCUUCACAUGUCGACUUGCUUAUGGACUUGCUUAUGGUUGCUUCGACAACGACCUAGCCCUACUGAUCAGCGAGGGGUAGCUCAGAGCCUUGCUCGCGUUACAACCCUCUUGCUGAAUUACGAUGGCUAUGAAAAGGUGGAAUUUCCCAGGCGAGGGCUGAGGCAUGUUCUAUGGACCUCUUGACCUGAUCAUGGGUAGCCCUCGCUCGGCCUCUUAUAUAUUUCCUGUCGUGAAUUCGAUCUAGUUAAUACGGCUAAGAGGGUAUCACGGUUAGAAAUGGAGACCAUAUUGAAGCGUGAGGCUUCGUUUCCGAAUUGGACUCAAACUCCUAUUCCGGGAUUCACGCUCUCGGCAUCAGGCCUCCUCGCACUUGCGGAUCUCGGAACCAUCGCCAAGCGCACGCAGAUCGUAGGAGGCUCGUCGUGGCUCGAUGCCUUGCUUCUUGCUCCCGGCCUGCACUAUCAGCAGGCCGCCGACGCGCUCGCCGGUAGGACCGAGUCGUACAGCGCGGUUGAGUUAUAUGAGGGCCAGACGUCGACGCAUAAUAUCACCAAUACCGCCACCCAACGCUACCUAGAACGUGUAGGUAUGGUCGGACAAAGGGUCACCGUGGACGUGGGUAUGAUGCCCGAACGUAAUUACUACUUCCCAGGCGGUCGGCGGCAGGCUCGUGGCCAGCGAGCUACCAUAUGGCAGGAUCAAGGCGCCGACCUAGGUUGGGUCUCGCACGUAUUAUACCUUAUGAGCCCCGCGCUUACCAUAACCGCAUUCGUGUUCAUGAUCCUGCUCCGGGAAUGGUGGGGCGUAGCAUCUCUCCUCGCUCUCAUGCUAUCCCGCGUCCUUAACAUUUGGGUUAUCAAACAGCGGUCGAAACCUCCCGUGGCUCCACCACCAAAACCCGACGUGAGCAGCUUGUUGACGGAGUACCUAGUAGAUCUAGGCCAAGGCCGAUCUGUGUGUCUGCGUGGCGUGGCCGAGGACUUGCAGGCCAUCACCACGACAUCGUGGCUGCGUGCCAAGACACAUCUGGACGGUUACCUCGAGGCGGCUGCCAAGCUGAUCGUGUACAUGGUGGCCGCUUUCAGCGGUAACAUGACGCAGGUCGGUUCCAUUAUCUUCAUGCUACUACUGCUCAUCACGGCUGGGUUGUUGGGACUGAGUAACGCACACGCGAAAACGUUCCGCAUGCACGGGCGUCUGGCUACGCCUACCGUUGAUAACCUACCUCAAGGCCCUGGUAAGUCUGUCGCUACGCCGUAUCCGCCUAGCGACUCGGAUAGCAAGGGCGGUAGCUUCUUCUGGCCGCCUACAACGAUGACGUCGUCAAGCGGGUUCACGGGGAUGGAUGAUUUCGCGGAGAAGGGACAGGUUGGCGGUGUAUUGAGGGAUAGGUAUUCUUUUGACGAUACGACGGAUUACAGGUGAUGCAUAAUUGUUUACCUACCUAGGUACCCAUAUAGGUUAGGCUAUUUGCUGGUAUUUUGCUAUGUCGGGAAGCACGUUGUAUUUUGAAUAUGAGCAUUGCAUAAUAGGAGAUACCUAGGCUUGCAUAUUGCAAUCUAGCUUCCUUUACAAGUUUUACCAUGUGGGAGUCUGGCAGUGGUACUGGCAAGGUGUGCUCGUGAUUACAUAGUAGUAUUGUAUAUCUCAACUACCUAUAUCGAACCGUUAUUUUAAUUGCUUCGUGCUACUUUACUAUGUACAGGCAGAGUAGGGGUAUCCUAGGUAGGUAGUUAUCGUCAUAUAACCAGGGGGGUCAUUUAUAUGAUUUGUAGGUAUGCACGGAUGGGAAAUUCAUCGUGACACGUUUCACCAGCACCUCUGCAGUCUCAAAUUGCACUGCCCAAACGAAUGCUCCGUUACGUGUGAUACAUAUAGGUAACAUAGAGCGCCC
This is a messenger RNA of Daldinia loculata, 2152 nucleotides long. RefSeq lists its product as uncharacterized. The record is from RefSeq and is a predicted model, not a curated record. NCBI's taxonomy places the organism in Eukaryota, Fungi, Ascomycota, Sordariomycetes, Xylariales, Hypoxylaceae. The coding region runs from base 535 to 1683 and encodes 382 amino acids. The transcript is spliced from 3 exons.